UAGACAUUCCCGUGGGCUUCGUCCACGAUGAAGUUAAGCCAGAACCUAACAAUACAAUCAAACCACCCACCAAUGCAAACUAGAAUUCAUGUUCCUCUUUCUGCAGAUAUUCCAAUUUCACAGUGCUUCUCUCUUCCCACUUCAAUCUCCCUUCAAAAGAGCAGAUUCCCACGUGUGACACGUGCAAAGGCUAACAACGAAGCAAUGAUUCCAACCAUAUCCGAAAUAGUAGAAGCAUCAAGAGCACAGAAACUCGACCUUCAGCUCCAAACUCUGGGACCCUUUUUCAGAAUCACCGCGAGGAGCUUGGUAACCGACACAGAGCUUGGAAAAGCUGAGGGAUUGAUAAGAAUAUGGAUACGAGGCAAAAUUCUUCACUUGGACUCAAUCAAACUCCAAAGAGAAACACUGGCCAUGGAAAAAUCAAUCUUUGGCCUUGGCUUGUUCAUUGGGGCACUCGCAAUUCGACAUGGAUAUGAUUGUGGCUGCAAAAUAGCUCAGUUACUUGCCAUCAAUGAUUCUGAUCUUUACCAUUCUAAGUUGGUUAGGUUCUACACUAGACUUGGGUUUAAAGCUGUGUACGAAGUGACUGGCUCAUCGGUUGGGGAUCUUGCCCACAUGCUAGUGUGGGGAGGUGUUGGUACCCGCAUGGAUGCUAGUAUUGAAGAACUGAUGAUAAAAUGGUGUACGAGAUUUACAACACCCCAUAAGUGAUGAGUCAUAGUCAAGAGUGAGUGUGAUUCACCCACCUUUCUUUCUUUUUGUUUUUUAUAAAUCACACAUAUUUUUUAUGGAAGGUAAUUUUAUUCAACACAUGUUCAACUCUCGUACACUAUCUGUGCUAUUAACUGCUCGGAUCAAUUUUCUUUUGUGUAUAUAUAAUAUACAUAGACAGCUUUAGCCUGUGUUCGGUCCUAAGGAACCGUGAUCAUGUACUAUAUAGUUGGUUGACUUGUAACCAAUAUCUCAAUCACUGCGCACAAGCAAUAGGCUUAUAGCCGAGAUGUGGGUGUGUGCACAAUGUGAGCAGAAGUAGUAAAUGAGUUCAAAGUAUAUACGUGAGAUCUUAAGCCUUGUAUUUUAUAGAGAUUACCUCUUGGGUUGUGUAGAUCUCCUAGUUGUAGUAGGAUUCAACUCUUUUUCAGUUGAGAUAGAGAUUCUAUCCUUGGCAGCUUUAUUGUUUCAUAUAAUUAGAAUAAUUGAGUAUUUAUCAUUCUUGAAUAGGUAGUUAAGAUAUGGAUAUAUAUUUCAUAAC
Molecule: messenger RNA, 1255 nt
Organism: Gastrolobium bilobum
Lineage: Eukaryota; Viridiplantae; Streptophyta; Magnoliopsida; Fabales; Fabaceae
Exons: 2
Coding region: 28-714 (228 amino acids)
Source: RefSeq, a predicted model, not a curated record